This is a messenger RNA of Molossus molossus (Pallas's mastiff bat), 2947 nucleotides long. RefSeq names its product selenoprotein T (gene SELENOT). Gene Ontology annotation, cellular component: endoplasmic reticulum membrane. Gene Ontology annotation, molecular function: thioredoxin-disulfide reductase (NADPH) activity. Gene Ontology annotation, biological process: cell redox homeostasis. Lineage: Eukaryota; Metazoa; Chordata; Mammalia; Chiroptera; Molossidae. The transcript has 6 exons. The record is from RefSeq and is a predicted model, not a curated record.
GAGCGAGAGCGGCGGCCGCGGCGGGCGCGGGUACGAUGAGGCUGCUGCUGCUGCUCCUGGUGGCGGCGUCGGCGCUGGCCCGGAGCGACGCCUCGGCCGAGCUGGGCGGCGUGCCUAGCAAGCGACUGAAGAUGCAGUACGCCACGGGGCCGCUGCUCAAGUUCCAGAUCUGUGUUUCCUGAGGUUAUAGGCGGGUGUUUGAGGAGUACAUGCGGGUUAUUAGCCAGCGGUACCCAGACAUCCGCAUUGAAGGAGAGAAUUACCUCCCUCAACCAAUAUAUAGACACAUAGCAUCUUUCCUGUCAGUCUUCAAACUAGUAUUAAUAGGCUUGAUCAUUGUUGGCAAGGACCCGUUUGCUGUCUUGGGCAUGCAAGCGCCCAGCGUCUGGCAGUGGGGCCAGGAGAACAAGGUCUAUGCAUGUAUGAUGGUUUUCUUCUUGAGCAACAUGAUUGAGAACCAGUGUAUGUCAACAGGUGCAUUUGAGAUAACUUUGAAUGAUGUGCCCGUGUGGUCCAAGCUGGAGUCCGGCCACCUGCCGUCCGUGCAGCAGCUCGUCCAGAUCCUCGACAGCGAGAUGAAGCUCAAUGUGCACAUGGAUUCGAUCCCUCACCAUCGGUCAUAGCCCCGCCUCUCGGCACUGAAACUCUUUUACAUUAAGUGAUUUUUGCAAGAGCAGCGUGGCUGACGUCAUGAAGGCCUGCACUGAAGACAGCCAGCUGUUAGUGCAGGCCAGAUGCUCCCCGGCAGGCUCGCUGUCCCUCUUGGAAAACCUCAAUGAAGACAGGUUUCAGCGCUGGCACACGCGGGCUCUGCGCGUCCGUGGAGUGCAAAAUACUGUCCAGUCGUCUCCUCCCCGUCCGCUCAGUUCCCAGUUUUCUAACGAUGUAAACAUUACUACUUCCACCUUUUUCCCUUAGUCAUAUUUGAAAAAAUGGCAAAAUGAGUUAGAAUCUGAUUUUUUUCCAAAGAUGUCUGUUAAAUCUGUUGUGAUUUUAUAUGAAUUUUCCUUUUUUAUAGUUUAGAAUCGAUCUUUUUGGGAAUACAGCUAAAAUUCUCAAAUACUUUAUAAGAGUUUAUCAGACAUCUCUAAUUUGGUGUGUCCAACUAUAUGGGUUUCAAAGUACUGCAGAUUGUGACAGUGCAUUACACGAGAUGAAGGGGGAGAUGCUACAUGCAGAGUGCUCUACCAACGUGUGUGUGCGUGCGCACGUGUGAUUGCCAGAGAAACUACCACAAGACCAACUGCUUUUUAAAUCCUGUUAGAGUUCAGGUGUCUUGCCAUGACCAAUCUAAUGAGUUGAUUAACUGGGCCUUUAUCACUUAACUCAAUAAAAAAUAAGCAGAUAUAAGUUAAAUAAAAACUUUGAAUUUAGUGCCCAGCGUACCUGUUAACAUAUUUAACCGUCGUCUGCUUAAAUUUUUGUUUUUAACUUACAGGUAAUUUCAUUAGGGACAGACUUUAGAUUCACACACAGAUAAAGAUCAUGUACCAUUUUUAGGGAAAUUCAAACUCGCCUCUCUAAAGAAAGUUUAGUUGAACUUCUUUAUAACAUUAAUACUGAGUGGAGAUCACUUGUCUCAUUUAACUUGCCCUAACAUCAGAAUUGUAUUAUAUUUGAGGAAUAAAAUUGAAAAUUUUUAUUCAAUGAAUUUAAUAUUUCAGAGUUCUAAAAAGAUACUGUAAGAGUAAUUUAGCAGAAGUGGGACCAUAAUGUAGAAAAAUAACCCUAUAGCAACAGUCCUGAUAUACUUCGGCCUCCGUAUAGGAAUAGAAGUUGGUGGGAGUGAGGGAGCUAUGGGUAGUUAGGAGAUGUCAGCAUUGGGUCCACUGAACACUCAGCACAGCCUUGUACUUUGUCCGCGAACGUCUGUCGAAUGCGCGGCUGGUAAUAAUCACGCGUGGGACAGCCUCGGGGCGGACCACACUGAUCUCUGGCUGACAAGAUUAGUCUGCAGAAAACUGGUUACGAUGGCUUAUCUUUUUUUUUAACAUGUUUUUGUUGAUUUUUAUUUUAGAGUGAGAGGAAGGGAGCGAGUGAUAGAAAUAUCUAUUGGCUGCCUCCUGCACGCCCCCUGCUGGGGAUCAAGCCUGCAGCCUGGGCACUGCCCUGAUUAGGAUUCGAACUGGCACCUCUCAGCCUGUGGGACGAUGCUCAAUCCACUGAGCCACACUGGCGGGGCGGGGCUUAUCCUUUUAAUUGAGACUGCAGAACUGUUAACCUGAUAUAGUGGCAAGAGGCAACGCAGUUUCAGCUGAGAAGUUACUUACAGGUUAUAACACAGGUGUGGUAACAUUUGUUAUCUUCGACGAGGGCUACAACUUGGUUGACGUGUUUUGUACCAGCUCAGGCCUCCUCCUGCAAGCUGAGCACGCCUGUGUGUCUCGGUCUCCAGCUGCUGGGCAUCCCACCAGUGACAGCUGACUGUUUGGUGUUUACACUUCAGCUUCGAGCCUUGAAAAUGCUCCCAUGUAUCUGACAGGUCAGCUGUGAAGAACCUAAGAUUUGACUUUAACUUUUUCCAUGUUGGCCUUGGGUGGAUAAAUUGUUUUUUAGAGAAUAGCUUUAAGUCGCUUAGACUCUGAUAAAACUCAGCUAUUUUGUUGAUGCCCAUCUCAAUAUUGUUGUUUUAUCUUUGGCCAUAUUUAAAUCUGGGAUUUAAUGGAGUUUAGAGAAAAAAAUAGUGGGCAGCAUGAAUGAUAAAAAGAAAAAUUUAAGGGAAAAGGGAAAGUUCAAUGAAGCUAUUUAGAAUAUAGUUUAUUCCUAACAUGUCAGAAUUUAUCAGUUGCUUGCAGACUUGUGUGGCUCUGUAGUUUGCGAAUGUCUGUACUACAUUAAUCAAGACACAGAGCACGACGGCGGGUUGGCUACUGCUGUGGAGGGUUUUACCGCAGUUGCUAUUGUGGGAGAAAUUAUUUGUUAGAUUAAUAAAGAAAUGUUGGCAAAA